UCAUGUGCUUUUAUUUUAUUCUCAACCACUGUACUGAUUAAAUAAGAUUAUGCUUGUUUAUUCUUUAUUAGGGUAAGGUUGCUAUCGAUGGGCCGGCUCCUUCGAUGGGCCACCUCCAUUAUUUUGUAGUUAUUGACAGUAGGCUCUACAUUGUGACUGUUUAGUGUACUACAUGAAGCUUGAAAAUCGCCAUCUUGACUGUGAGUUGAUCCACGCACAGACAAGGUUCCUAUGCAAGAAGAUGCUGCUAGGAGUGAAAUAUGGUAAAUGGGAGGAAGAUGAUAUGAGUCGUGCAUUUGAUUCAGUGCGAAAUGGUGACAUGGGCGUGAAUGAGGCUGCCAGAACAUAUGAUGUUCCGAGGGCAACGUUGCAGAGACGUUUAAAGGUAACAAACUGUUUUGCAGUGGAGCAUAAAAAAAUAAUAGGUAGCACGGGUGACCUAGUGUCUCGUGUCAUUAAACUGGAGGAAUUUUUGUUUGGGAUAACACCUCGGGAGUUGCGCGUCCUAGCUUUGGAGAUCGCACAAAAGGAAUCAAAUUCCACACCGCUUAAGUCAAGAAAAAAAAAUAGCUGGCAAGAAGUGGUAUUAUUCCUUUAUGAGAAGACAUCCUGAGCUCAGUUUGCGUCAACCAGAGUCGACAUCCUUUGCUCGGGCUAAAAAUUUCAAUAAAGAGAUUAACCAUUUUUUUUUUUACUUAUUAGGGAGGGUUGUUGACGAGAAUAAACUCGAUGCAACUCGAGUUUUCAACGCGGACGAGACAGGCUUGUCAACAGUCCAUAAGAAACCUCGAAAAGUUCUUACUUUGAAGGGCAAGAAGGCUGUAGGAUCCACUGCCAGUGGGGAAAGAGGCUCUACUACAACAGCAGUUUGCUGCGCGUCUGCCGCUGGACAGUAUGUCCCACCACUUCUAAUUUACAAACGUACAUGUUCUGCAGAAGGAUUAGAAGAUGGAGCUCCACCUGGAACCAUUUUUGCAUACAAUCCCGAAAGUGGAUUCAUAAAUAAAGAUAUAUUUGUACGGUGGCUAAAACAUUUCAUCGAAGUAGUCCACCCUUCGAAGAAAAAAAAAGUUUUACUCCUUCUUGAUGGGCAUUGUACACACACCAGAAACCUCGACGCAUUAGAAAUUGCUCGAGAAAAUGGUGUAAUCAUGCUCUCACUCCCGGGUCACACAACCCAUAGAUUGGAACCCCUUGACGUUUCGUUCUUCAAGUCAUUGAGCAGUUAUUACAGCAAUGAAAUGGAGAAGUUUCUACGACAAAAACGGAGCGAAGGGAAAACAGAGGUUGUCACCCAGUUCCAUAUAGCAAGAUCUGGAUACGUUUUGGUUGGCAAUAAGGAGUGGAUACCCGGCUAUCUCCGAGAUGGCAGUUAAUGUGUUAUUGC
Messenger RNA from Cryptotermes secundus, 1387 nucleotides. RefSeq lists its product as uncharacterized. The transcript has 2 exons. The record is from RefSeq and is a predicted model, not a curated record. Gene Ontology annotation, molecular function: DNA binding. The coding region runs from base 173 to 613 and encodes 146 amino acids. NCBI's taxonomy places the organism in Eukaryota, Metazoa, Arthropoda, Insecta, Blattodea, Kalotermitidae.